AUGGGCGGCCCCGGUGCCGCGGGAGAGUCCAAGCCCCUGAGGCGGCCGGACGUCCGGGCGUCUGUUGGUGGCCCCUCCGUGGGGACGGAGGCGGCCGCGUCCUCUGGGGUGGUGGCCGAGGGGGAGAGGGGGGUCGCGGGGGGAGGUGAGCGUCCAGGGGAGGCGCGGAAGUCCCAGCCCACCUGCGAGGCCAAAAGGCUUGGCCCGGAGGAGGCGACAGGGCAAGGCUUGGGCUGGACGGGGCGGCUGGCCUGGUGCGGGCGCCCUGGCCACGGGGCCAGGGAGAAGCCAUGGAGCUUGGGCCAAAAGGGGGUGCGUGCCGAAGCGCUGCCGAGGCCCCUGCCUGGCCACCGAGAGCCACCCGCCCGCCCUGCCAAUCCACCUGCCCCGCCGGCAGCGCCCUCAAAACGCCGUGCGCCUCCUCCCCUUCCACCGCCGCUCAACCUGGGGACCCGCUCCGGCCUCAGCACCUCAGCACGCCGGCCUCCCGCGCUCCGGGCUCCCGGCUGCCACCGGGCCUGGCCACCGGGGUCCUGGAGACGUGCAAAAGGUUGGCCAGCUGCGUUGGCCGGGAAUCGAACCCGGGUCAACUGCUUGGAAGGCAGCUAUGCUCACCACUAUACCACCAACGCUGCACAGCCCGGGCCGCCCCCAGACGCACGCCCAGGGUUCGGCCCCGGCGUCUGCACCCGCUCUGGUCACCGCCUCUGGUCACCGCCUCGGCGGCCCAGCGCGCCUCGGCCCUGCCCCGACGACCCGCCCAUCCACAGCGCCGCGCUGCCGCACGGGCCAGCAGCGGCCGCCCGCCGUCCCACCCGCGCCAGCCCCACGCGGCUGGGCGGCUCCGUGGGCCCGCCCGCCUGCCAGCCAACCGCCUCUGGGGGGCGCUGGCGCCGCCCGGCCGCUCCUGGUACCACCCCCCACCCCCCACCCCCCUUUUGCCGGCCGGGAAACCCCGUCCCCCGAGAUCCGCGUCCUUCCGACCACGUGCUCGCCCCCGGCGUUCUCCACAGGGUGCUGGGGGAGGCCACAUCCCGCGCCCACGGAGGACCCGACACAACCGAGGCCCCCCCCCCCCGCCGGACCGGGCAGCGUCGAAUCACCGGGGAGCCCGGGGCGGCCGGCCACUCGUCAGGCGCCCUGGGCACGACGGAAGGCCCUGGCUGGACUGUGGCGAGCCCGCAGGCGCGCGGCCCCGACGCCGAGGAACGCAAAAGGGUGGCGGUGGUGGACGGGGAGCAGGCGGGCGGCCGUCGUGGCCCUGGCGGCCUCUGGCCGCACGCUGGAGGAAGGAGGACAAGCGGGGAUACUCACCACUAUACUAACGAGGACGGCGGCGGCCAUCCGGCCGCCCGACCCCUCUGCGCCUGCCUGCCCACGCCUACCCCUGCCCUCGACGCCCCGCCUUCCAUCGGCGCCCGCCGCCUGCCGCACCGGACCCGACCCCAAACCAACGUCGUCCGCCAUCCCAGCAGCCCCACUGCCCGACUCGGGGCGGACCCCGCACCCGGACGCCCGCCCAAUACUCCCAGGGCGCCGCGGCCUCUGGCCUGCCAGGCGGGGAUCGCGCGGGGAGAAGCCGCCCCACAGGACAAGCGAGGCUGCGACCAGGAGGACGGGCGCCCACGAAGGGCAGAGGCCGAGGAGGGCGAGGGGGAGGAGCGGGGGGUGGGGUGGGGCGGGGAGCUGCCAGAGAGGCGGGCCCGACGCCGCCCUCUGGGUGCGCGGUCGGGGCUGUGCGAGGGCGGAGGCGCCAGGCGAGUCGGCGGGCUGUGCUCCCGCUCGGCGGCGGCGCGCGUCCCCUCGCUGGCGCACACACGCCGCCGCCAGCCUGCGGCAGCCUUGGCGCCGGGUCCCAGCCAGGCGAGCGGCGACGCGCUCAGCCCCGUCGUCAGGAUGGCCGAGCGGUCUAAGGCGCUGCGUUCAGGCUCGUGCCCGCAUGAACAGUGCCUCGCUCUCAGAGCCGUGCGCCUCCGCCACCGGGAGCAGCCGGUGGCCCGCGCCGCCCACGAGCCUUUUCCACCUGGACGCCUUCCCCUGGCCACACCUGCCUGCCUCCGGCCGCGGACCCAGGUGGCCCAGCCACCUGCUGGCGGGCCCACCACGCGGCCCUGCCGUCAGUGGGCCUGGCCCAGGAGUCCAACCCGGCAUUAUUGCUCCUCCCCCGAGCGCUGGGCGGAAGGAAGCCCUGCAUCCCCAGGCCUCCCACCUGGGCGCCCCAAGCCCGGCCCGCCCGGCCAGAACCCGAGGACCCCAGCGCGCUCCCUCAACGCGCUCCCUGUCCGCCAGCUAGCCAGCAGCGCCUCCGCCAGCGCUCCUGCCUCUCCACCACCGGCCCGAGUUGGACCCCCAGGGAGAGCUCCCGGCCAGAGCUCAGACACCUCGCUUCGCUCUCCUGGCCUCAGCGGUACUCGGCGGCGCCCGCGGCGCUCGGGGGCCUCCAUGUCCUAUGCACGACACGCGUGCGGCGCGCACGAGCCCCCGCAGACACCCACCCCACCACCCACACACCCCCACCCACACUCCCGCCACUCCACGGCACCCCACGUGCGCACACACGGCCGCGGCUCCGUUCCCCAGCCCCGCGGGAUCGCGCCCACACGGCCCGGGAGGGAAAGCCAUCCGCCAAUGGGCCUUUGGGGUGGGCGGAGAGUAGCUGCCCAAGGGAACGGCGGCGCUCAGCGGCACCUGCCCCAGACGAUCGCCCGCGGUGGGUGGUGUUGGGGCUCUGGCCCGGCUUCCUCCGGCUCCUGGCUUCCGCGGGCGACCCCGGCAGGGCAGCGUCUGGCGGCGGCCCUGGACCAGGGAGAAAACGCAGGAGGAGCCUAG
Molecule: messenger RNA, 2829 nt
Organism: Neogale vison (American mink)
Lineage: Eukaryota; Metazoa; Chordata; Mammalia; Carnivora; Mustelidae
Product: basic proline-rich protein-like
Exons: 6
Coding region: 1-2829 (942 amino acids)
Source: RefSeq, a predicted model, not a curated record